Messenger RNA from Oncorhynchus nerka (sockeye salmon), 2179 nucleotides. RefSeq names its product interferon-induced GTP-binding protein Mx3. Gene Ontology annotation, molecular function: microtubule binding; GTP binding; GTPase activity. The record is from RefSeq and is a predicted model, not a curated record. The coding region runs from base 154 to 2025 and encodes 623 amino acids. NCBI's taxonomy places the organism in Eukaryota, Metazoa, Chordata, Actinopteri, Salmoniformes, Salmonidae. Gene Ontology annotation, biological process: defense response to virus. The transcript is spliced from 12 exons. Gene Ontology annotation, cellular component: microtubule; membrane; cytoplasm.
ACACUGAACACACGGAACCGGUUGUUUCACCCAUUAUAACACGUAUCGAGACGUAAAAUCUCCUGUAUCGGAGAAAAGGGACACGCAGUGGUCAUCAGAGAGCAGAACACUUAACUUUUUUAUUUAAGUGUUAUCACUAAAUAAUAAUACACCAUGAAUAACACUCUAAACCAACAUUAUGAGGAGAAGGUGCGGCCCUGUAUCGACCUUAUCGACUCCCUGCGCUCCCUUGGUGUGGAGAAGGACCUUGCGCUGCCAGCCAUCGCCGUGAUAGGGGACCAGAGUUCGGGAAAGAGCUCGGUGCUGGAGGCGCUGUCUGGGGUGGCUUUGCCAAGGGGGAGUGGUAUUGUAACACGAUGCCCUCUCGAGCUGAAGAUGAAGAGGAAGAGAGAAGGAGAAGAAUGGCACGGAAAAAUCAGCUACCAAGACCAUGAGGAGGAGAUUGAGGACCCCUCUGAUGUGGAAAAGAAAAUUCGUGAAGCCCAGGAUGAAAUGGCAGGUGUGGGGGUGGGUAUCAGUGAUGACCUCAUCAGCCUAGAGAUUGGCUCCCCUGACGUCCCAGACCUCACACUCAUCGACCUGCCAGGCAUCGCCCGGGUAGCUGUCAAAGGUCAACCUGAGAACAUUGGUGAACAGAUUAAGAGACUGAUACGGAAGUUCAUCAUGAAGCAAGAAACAAUCAACUUGGUGGUUGUGCCAUGCAACGUUGACAUUGCAACCACAGAGGCUUUGCAGAUGGCACAAGAGGUGGACCCUGAAGGGGAAAGGACGUUAGGCAUCCUGACCAAGCCUGACCUGGUAGACAAAGGCACAGAGGAGACGGUGGUGGACAUAGUUCAUAAUGAGGUUAUCCACCUGACUAAGGGCUACAUGAUAGUCAAGUGCAGGGGACAGAAAGAGAUCAUGGAGCGAGUCUCACUGACCGAGGCCACAGAGAGGGAGAAGGCUUUCUUCAAAGACCACGCUCAUCUCAGCACACUUUAUGAUGAGGGCCAUGCCACCAUCCCUAAACUGGCAGAGAAAUUAACUCUUGAACUGGUGCAUCAUAUCGAGAAAUCCCUGCCUCGUCUAGAAGAGCAGAUUGAGGCAAAGCUGGCAGAGACACAUGCCGAGCUGGAAAGAUAUGGUACCGGACCCCCUGAGGACUCGGCAGAAAGGAUGUACUUCCUGAUCGAUAAAGUGACUGCGUUCACCCAGGAUGCCAUCAACCUGAGCACUGGGGAGGAGCUGAAAAGCGGAGUUCGUCUCAAUGUCUUUUCCACACUCAGACAAGGGUUUGGGAAAUGGAAGCUACACCUGGAUCACUCUGGAGAAAACUUUAACCAGAAGAUCGAGGGAGAAGUGGCUGAUUAUGAGAAGAAGUACCGUGGAAGGGAGCUCCCAGGGUUCAUCAACUACAAGACCUUUGAGGUGAUGGUGAAAGACCAGAUCAAACAACUGGAGGAACCAGCAGUCAAGAAACUGAAGGAGAUUUCAGAUGCCGUUAGGAAGGUGUUCUUACUGCUGGCUCAGAGCAGCUUCACUGGAUUUCCUAACCUCUUGAAAUCAGCGAAGACAAAGAUUGAGGCCAUUAAGCAGGUGAAUGAGUCUACAGCUGAGUCCAUGUUGAGGACUCAGUUCAAGAUGGAGAUGAUAGUGUACACACAGGACAGCACCUACAGCCACAGUCUGUGUGAGAGGAAGAGGGAGGAGGAAGACGACCAACCCUUACCAACCCAUAAGAUAAGGAGUACGAUCUUUAGCACAGACAACCAUGCCACCCUACAGGAGAUGAUGCUGCACCUCAAGUCCUAUUACAGGAUAUCCAGUCAGCGUCUGGCUGAUCAGAUUCCCAUGGUGAUCCGCUACCUGGUGCUGCAGGAGUUUGCUUCCCAGCUGCAGAGGGAGAUGCUUCAGACUCUGCAGGAGAAGGACAACAUCGAGCAGCUGCUGAAGGAGGACUUUGACAUCGGCAGCAAGAGGGCUGCACUGCAGAACAAGCUCAAACGCCUGAUGAAGGCACACAGCUACCUAGUGGAGUUCUAGUAUGGACAGCUGCUUGUUAACAUUUAGGAUGGUCUUGAAUUUUUUUUAAAUUGAAUGUAUUUUUUGGGAGGAUAACAGACAUAUUCAACUAAAUGUACAAUGUGGACCCAGAGGAUAUCACUUGAAAGUAUUAAUUAAAAUGCUUGUUUCCAAA